Messenger RNA from Siniperca chuatsi (mandarin fish), 1493 nucleotides. RefSeq lists its product as uncharacterized. The coding region runs from base 16 to 849 and encodes 277 amino acids. Gene Ontology annotation, cellular component: mitochondrion. Gene Ontology annotation, molecular function: iron ion binding; iron-sulfur cluster binding. The record is from RefSeq and is a predicted model, not a curated record. Lineage: Eukaryota; Metazoa; Chordata; Actinopteri; Centrarchiformes; Sinipercidae. Gene Ontology annotation, biological process: iron-sulfur cluster assembly. The transcript has 8 exons.
CCCCUGUUCAGGACUAUGUGCUGUGUACCACAUGAGGUCCUCAUUUUCAAAACAAACAAAAUGGCGGCGCACAUGAGAUGGGGUCUUCGCCAGUUGUUAAGCGCAAGAAAUACGGCUCACUUUAGGUUUCCAGUCAAGACCAGAAGCUCAUACCACUCACAGUGCACGACCCAGAGCUUCAGAAAAGUUCAGCCUCAACCCGGGACAGGAGCCACACACUUCUCAAAAAGACACCUGUCCAUCCAGACUCAAGACACUCCAAACCCCAGAAGCUUGAAGUUUCUCCCUGGUAAACCUGUCCUAGGAAGUGGGACGCUUGACUUUCCUUCUCCGAGCUCAGCUGGAUGUUCAUCUUUAGCCAGGGACCUGUUUGAAAUCGAAGGAGUAAGAAGUGUGUUCUUUGGCCCUGACUUCAUCACAGUCACUAAAACAGAUGAGGAUGUGGAAUGGACAGACAUUAAGCGUCAUGCUUUGGAGGCCAUUGCUAAGUUCUUUGAGAGCGGUGGCCCGAUAACAACAGGGGCUGUGUACCAUGAAAGCAGUCAUUCUGAAGAUGAUGAUGAUAUUGUAUCAAUGAUAAAAGAGCUUCUGGACACCAGAAUCAGACCUACAGUGCAGGAGGACGGAGGCGAUGUAAUCUUUAAGGGGUUUGAGGACGGCACAGUCAAGCUGAAGCUGGUUGGUUCCUGCACAGGGUGUCCCAGCUCCACAGUUACCCUGAAGAACGGCAUUCAGAACAUGAUGCAGUUUUAUAUCCCAGAAGUAGACAAUGUGGAACAGGUGGAAGAUGAAGUGGAUGAAAUCAAUGCAAAGGUUUUCUCAGAGCUGGAACGCAAAUUACAAGAAUAAAAACUUUCUGGACACAACACACAUGGAUUUUGUUAGAAGGAAAAUAUGACCCACUGUUUGAAAACACAGGCAUUCAUUAUUUCCACUAAUUACCCUUCUAAAAUCAUAAUAAUGAUGACAGAAAAUUAUUACCUGCUAUUUUGUGUGCAUACUAUAUACUGUUAAGUGUUCACACUGUAAUGUACAGAAUAUGUACAUACUGUAUGCCCCAUGUUCCUGUAUACAGAAAAUACUACGUCAUUCUUCUAACCGGUCAAAAUGUUUUGCUGUGAUGGCUGUAAAUGUUGGGAUGUAUUUAUUUCUUAUAAGUAUUGUAUAUUUUGAAAUAAUUUUUUCAUAGGAUGGAGAUAUUGUGAAGAUUGUGAAAGUUUUUGACAUUGGUCAUUCAGAAUGAAGACUGAUGAAAGUAUUCCAGUUGUUGUGGCCAUAUACCAAAUUAAACAUAACUGAACCGUUUUUCCUUGUUAAUGCAUCAUCUAUAAAUGAAAUAAAAUGUUAUUUAGGCUACAAUUAGCGCAAGUAGGUUUAGGGUGUAACAUCCUGUAAGAUCUGUAUGGUAUAUUUAUCUGCUUUGUGCUCCAUUCUUCAGAUUUACCUGUAUUUACAUGUAUCACAUAAAACAAAGUUCACAGUUUGAAAGCAAA